Raphanus sativus (radish) is the source of this 921-nucleotide messenger RNA. Its product is annotated as glutathione S-transferase T3-like. The coding region runs from base 1 to 921 and encodes 306 amino acids. Lineage: Eukaryota; Viridiplantae; Streptophyta; Magnoliopsida; Brassicales; Brassicaceae. The record is from RefSeq and is a predicted model, not a curated record. The transcript has a single exon.
AUGCAUCCAUAUAGUAGUUCCUCAAGUUAUGUCGGACUUCUCACCAGUCAAACUGAGAAUGUUCAACAGGGAAACUUUCCUUAUGAGAGUUUCCCUUCUAGUAUGAACAUUGGAGCUUCAGAUAUCCCCCCCUUUAGUUCACAACAGUCUCAGGCGCCAGCUGUAGAAGAAGAGAGUCCAGUGCAGCGGAGGGAGAGACCAGUCCAGCGGAGGGAGAGAACAAAAUGGAGCCCUGCCGAUGAUGAGGUUCUAAUGAGCGCAUGGCUUAACACAUCUAAGGACGCUAUAGUUGGUAAUGACCAAAGGGGAGUGACCUUUUGGGAACGUGUUGGAGAAUACUAUGCAGCAAGUCCCCAUGCUAAAGCGAGUGGUGACAAGAGGAAGCAUCUCAACUGUAAGCAGAGGUGGCACAAGAUCAACGAUCUCACAAACAAGUUCUGUGGCGCCUAUGCAGCUGCAGAGAGACAACAGAGCAGUGGUCAGAGUGAGAAUGAUGUACUGAAGGCCGCCCAUGAUAUUUACUACACUGACCACAAGCUGAAGUUUAACCUUGAGCACGCAUGGUGUGUUUUGAGGUAUGAACAGAAGUGGAUGAACCUCAACCCUCCUAAAGCUAGUGCUCCUACAGCUAGUGGUGAGAAGAGGAAAACUGGUGAGGAGUCCGGACAAUCUUCAAGUGUCAAUGUUGAUGAUCAUGAGAUACGGCCUGAAGGGAUAAAGGCUGCAAAAGCUAGAAGGAACAAUGCUUCAGGGAAGGCUCUCCUCGAUUAUAAGUCCAUUUGGGAGAUAAAGAAGGACGAGUUGGCGAUGAAUGAGAAACUGUCUAAGCUGGCUAUACUAGACACUCUCCUUGUUAAAAAAGAAUCCCUCACUGAGGCAGAAGAAGUUGUCAAGAACAAACUACUCGAGGAGUAUUUCUGA